This is a messenger RNA of Gymnodraco acuticeps, 1440 nucleotides long. Its product is annotated as 5-hydroxytryptamine receptor 3C-like. Gene Ontology annotation, cellular component: neuron projection; synapse; membrane. The transcript has 10 exons. Gene Ontology annotation, biological process: monoatomic ion transmembrane transport; signal transduction; regulation of membrane potential. The record is from RefSeq and is a predicted model, not a curated record. Lineage: Eukaryota; Metazoa; Chordata; Actinopteri; Perciformes; Bathydraconidae. Bases 1 to 1440 code for a protein of 479 amino acids. Gene Ontology annotation, molecular function: extracellular ligand-gated monoatomic ion channel activity; neurotransmitter receptor activity; transmembrane signaling receptor activity.
AUGGCUCACAUGCUGAAGGUUUUGGAUGAGCGCUGCCCGCUGAAAGUCAAGCCUUCUAAGGUUCUAUUCAUCUUCAUCUCUGUGCUCAUGCAUGCUCCGUGUAGUUCCAUCAUGCAGAACUGCUCUCGACCCGACACACCUUCCCUGCUGGAGGCUCUCCAACCGGUCUUCAAGCUAAACGAAAUUCGACCUACCAUGAAUAUUUCAACUCCCACCAAUGUCAGCAUUGGCUUUGUCCUGUUUGGCAUUUUGGGCUUGGAUGAAAAGGCUCAAGUUCUUAAAACGUAUAUCUGGCAAGAUAUGAGAUGGAGAAAUGAAUUUGUCGAGUGGGACCCAGAACAGUGUGGUUCUUCAGCGAUUACAAUUCCAAGGAAACUGCUCUGGGUACCAGACGUGGUCAUCAAUGAAUUUAUGGAGAAGAAUUCAGCUCCAUUCGUGCCCUACAGUUACCUGUAUUCAAAUGGCUUCGUGCUGGAUUCACAUCCGAUCAGAGUGAUCAGCUCCUGCAGACUCGACAUCUACACGUUUCCAUUUGACGUCCAGAACUGCAGUUUAAGCUUCAACUCUUAUUUACACCGUAAGGCUGUUCUGCAGAUGGACAUCUUUACCUCUGUAGAGGAUAUUUUAAACCAAUCAAAAAAAGUGAUGACAACCAUGGGUGAGUGGGAACUCAUUGGUCUCACAGUGCAGACGAUCACUCAACCAGCUGGGGAUGACGAAUUGUACCAAGAGAUUCGCUUCUUUGUGACAGUGAGGCGCCGGGCCACCCUCUAUGUGGUGAACCUGCUGAUCCCCAGCUGCUUCCUCAUCACAGUGGACCUCUUCAGCUUCCUGCUGCCCCCUCAGACUGUGGACCGUUCCAUGUUCAAGAUGACCCUCAUCCUGGGAUACACUGUCUUCCUGCUCAUCAUGAACGACCUGCUGCCCACCACUGGAAACACUAUUCCUCUCAUAAAUGUGUUCCUGGGGCUGUGUCUGGCUCUUAUGAUGAGUAGUCUAAUGGAGACUAUCAUCAUCACCAACCUGCUGUGUGGCUCCGCUCACUACUCUCCAGUCCCUCGCUGGCUCCGAGUCUUGGUUCUUCAAAUCCUGGGUCGCCUGGUUAGGCUUCCUCCAAAGCCCAGAGAUCUAGAGGACACAGUCAUCCAGAAUCCUGCCACACAAGAAAUGAAGGUCUUCUCUGUGGUGGCAGCGGACAGCGAGGCUCCAAAACAGAAGGGACAGCUGAAUAACGACAAGGCCCUUCAGGAGCUGAGGAGCCUGGGUAAGGACCUCCAGGCCAUCCGCCUCCAGGUGCAGCAGCAGCAGCAGGAAGGAAGCCAGACCUCGCAGGAGUGGAUCCAGGUGGGAUUCAUCAUAGACCGCCUGCUGUUCGGCCUCUACAUCCUCUUCAUAUCAGUCAGCUUCGUUACCAUGAUCAUAAUCUGGGUGAAAUCAUGA